AUGCAGUUUUCAACAACCAACGCACCCCAUUGUCUGGUGCAAGACAGCUUCGACGACCUAAACCCCAAGGAUUUCUUUAGACAAGAAUUCAAGUCUAAGCGACCCCGAACUGCCGAUAUUCUUCUCGAGGAACUACCACAAGGUCUUGUUCAGGAUGCUGAAGCAGCAGAUCUUGCAGGAGAUUUCUUCUCGGCCAAGCCUGAGUUAGAGUCAGACCACGAAGAACAACUCCCCGAUGGAAUCCAAGAGACCGAGGAAGAGAGACAGAAGCACUGGUUCGUCGGUAGCAUUGACCAGGGCACAACAUCAACCCGGUUCCUCAUCUUCAAUGGUCAUGGUGAGCCUGUAGCCAGCCAUCAGAUGGAAUUCGAGAACCUUUACCCUGCCUCUGGAUGGCACGAGCAUGACCCCAUGACCCUUCUCGAGUCUGCCGAGAUUUGCAUUGAGAAGGCAACCGAGAAAUUCUGUGCCCAAGGCCACAGUAUUGAGGAAAUUCGCUCUAUUGGUAUCACAAACCAGCGUGAAACCGCCGUUCAAGGGGACAACACAACUGGCGAGCCCCUUUACAAUGCUGAGAGGGGCCUGACACUCGCACGUGAGGGUGGACCAAUCUUUGUCACCGAUGCCACCAACGCCAGUCGUACUAUGUUCAUGAACCUGAAGACCCUCGAUUAUGAUGAGAACCUUCUCAAGUUCUUUGAUGUUGAUCGCACCAAGGUCAGCCUGCCCAAGAUCGUCCCUUCUUCCCACCCCACUGCCUAUGGUACUCUUUACAAGGGACCCCUCAAGGGUAUCCCUAUUGCUGGCUGCUUGGGUGACCAAUCCUCUGCCCUCGUGGGUCAGUGUGGCUUCAAGCCCGGCCAGGCCAAGAACACAUACGGUACUGGCUGCUUCCUGCUUUACAACGUUGGUAGCGAACCUGUCAUCUCCAAGACCGGUCUUCUUGCCACUGUUGCAUACGACUUCGGAAAGGGUCGCAAGCCCGUCUACGCUCUUGAGGGCAGCAUUGCUGUUGCUGGCUCUGGUAUCAAGUUCCUCGAGAACAACCUGGGCCUCAUCAAGAACUCUUCUGAGGUCGACACAGUUGCCCGGACUGUUCCUGACAACGGAGGUGUUACAUUCGUAACAGCCUUCAGCGGUCUCUUUGCCCCUUACUGGAUUGACGACGCCAAGGGUACUCUCUUUGGUGUCACCCAGCACACCAGCAAGGGACAUAUUGUGCGAGCUACUCUCGAAGCUACUUGCCACCAGACAGCAGCCAUUCUGGACGCUAUGGCAGCCGACUCGGGCCACGCCCUCGACAUUCUGGCAGUGGAUGGCGGUCUAUCUAACUCGGACCUCUGCAUGCAAACACAGGCCGAUAUCAGUGGAGUUCCUGUCGAUCGCCCCGCCAUGCGCGAGACUACUGCACUAGGCGCUGCUAUUGCUGCGGGUCUUGCCACUGGAGUAUGGAACGAGCUUGAGGAGCUUCACGAAGUCAACCGAAAGGAUCGCAAGGUCUUCUACCCUGAGGCUGAUCCCAAGACUGUUCGUCGAUCCCGACGAAGAUGGGAGCGAGCUGUCGAGAUGAGCCGGGGUUGGUUGCAGGAGGAUGAGGAUGAUGAAUAA
Molecule: messenger RNA, 1608 nt
Organism: Fusarium graminearum PH-1
Lineage: Eukaryota; Fungi; Ascomycota; Sordariomycetes; Hypocreales; Nectriaceae
Product: glycerol kinase
Exons: 2
Coding region: 1-1608 (535 amino acids)
Biological process (GO): triglyceride metabolic process; glycerol metabolic process; glycerol-3-phosphate biosynthetic process
Cellular component (GO): mitochondrion
Molecular function (GO): glycerol kinase activity
Source: RefSeq, a predicted model, not a curated record